CAGCCUCAGAAGCCAUGGUCCUCGGGAAGGGGAGGCCAGCCCAGGCUCGAGCCAGGGCCUAUGGCCAUGGUUAGCAGGAAUAUCGGCUCAAUGUUGUGGCGGCCAAUGGGUAGGAUGCACGCGUGGCCGGGAAGGGAAGAGGGCGUGGUGACAGGUGUUACACCAUGCACUCCUAGGGCUCCAAAAAAUUCGUCUGCCACUCAUCAAUUCGAUUGCCAAUGGCCCAUGGCCGAUGUAAUUAGAGCAGCAGUGCCAUCUCCAGCACUCCAGGCAGUAGCUGUUCUAGGCUACGCUUCUCUUUUUUUUUUUUGCAUUUCAGCCUUUGAUGCCAUGGGCAGCCGUUUCCGAGAGUUUGAGGGCCGGUUUCAACGAUGCUGUGCCAGGUAACCUGAUGCUGGCGUAGGAGCAGCACUUGGGGCUGCAGCUCAAAAUUGCAAAGCUGUGGAUUAUGAGGCAGAGAUUGGUAAACAAAACAUUGGAGUUAUUUUGUUGUUCUUGAGUGUGCUUUGCAAAAGUCUAAUAUUUUCCUUUCAGAUCA
Messenger RNA from Selaginella moellendorffii, 538 nucleotides. RefSeq lists its product as uncharacterized. Lineage: Eukaryota; Viridiplantae; Streptophyta; Lycopodiopsida; Selaginellales; Selaginellaceae. The record is from RefSeq and is a predicted model, not a curated record. The coding region runs from base 61 to 387 and encodes 108 amino acids. The transcript is spliced from 3 exons.